Molecule: messenger RNA, 1180 nt
Organism: Sesamum indicum (sesame)
Lineage: Eukaryota; Viridiplantae; Streptophyta; Magnoliopsida; Lamiales; Pedaliaceae
Product: NAC domain-containing protein 2
Biological process (GO): regulation of DNA-templated transcription
Molecular function (GO): DNA binding
Source: RefSeq, a predicted model, not a curated record
CCCACUUCCCUCACUUCACUGUCAUCGCUCCAUUUUCCUUCCCCCAACUGAAAACUAUGGCUCCGGUGGAUUUGCAGUUACCUCCGGGAUUCCGUUUCCACCCAACCGAUGAAGAGCUCGUCACGCAUUACCUCUGCCGUAAAUGCGCUUCCCUAUCAAUCGCCGUCCCGAUUGUUGCAGAGAUUGAUCUCUAUAAGUACGAUCCAUGGGACUUGCCGGGCUUGGCUUUGUACGGCGAGAAAGAAUGGUACUUCUUUUCGCCUCGGGACCGGAAGUACCCGAACGGGUCGAGGCCGAGCGGCGGGGCGGGGAAGGGGGAUUGGAAAGCAACGGGAGCAGAUAAGCCCAUCGGCCACCCGAAGCCUGCCGGUAUAAAGAAGGCAUUGGUGUUCUACCACGGGAAAGCUCCGAAAGGCGAGAAGACUGAUUGGAUUAUGCAUGAAUACCGCCUCGCUGACGUGGACCGUUCUGCUAACAAGAAGAAGAAGAGCCUUAGGCUGGAUGAUUGGGUGCUAUGCCGUAUAUACAAUAAGAAGGGCACAGUGGAGAGGCGGCCGGACGUCAUUAGCAGAAAGAUGACCGCUUCGGCAACGUCGGACGAGGGCACUAAGCCCGUCGGCCUGUUAAAGUCAGUGCCGGAACUGUCCCCCGUGGUGUACGAAGACUUCAUGUACCUGGAAGCGUCGGAUUCCGCCCCGAGGCUACCCACGGACUCGACCUGCUCGGAGCACGUGCUCUCGCCGGAAGUGGAGAGCGCCGCCAAGAAGAUAGUGGAGUGGGAGGGAGCCGCCGCCUUUGAUUUCCCGUUUCGUUACAUUUAUGGCAGUAGCGGCGCCGGAGCGCUGAUGGCCUCGCAAUUCCAGGAAAGUUACCAGAUGGAGCCUAUGGCGGAGUUGUUCGCCGACGUGGCUAAGGGUGUUUGAAGUGGGGCCCGAAUGCAUGGCGGUUUGUCACACGUGGCACAGGAGACUAGGGUCUAUGAGCGUGCACGUGCGACUGUUGAGUGCAGCUUAAUAACUUCCUGAGCUGAUUCAUAUAUAGUGUGUACUAAUAAAGGUAGUGAUUAUUUACAAAUAUGACAAUAUCAACUUGUUCUGUUAUUAGUCCAGUACAGUUCAAUUCAAUUUGGUUUUGUAAUAAUUUUUUGGGUGCACUAAUAUAGUCACUGGUAUUGUACUGA